Molecule: messenger RNA, 1627 nt
Organism: Ziziphus jujuba (common jujube)
Lineage: Eukaryota; Viridiplantae; Streptophyta; Magnoliopsida; Rosales; Rhamnaceae
Product: UPF0613 protein PB24D3.06c
Exons: 9
Coding region: 214-1260 (348 amino acids)
Source: RefSeq, a predicted model, not a curated record
UAACGGUAACGGACCAAGACGGGCAGGACCGUACCAUUUCUUUCUCUCUCUCUCUCUCUCUCUCCCCCGAACUGUGAAGCUCUGCAAAUCGGAAAUCCAAAAUUAACAAAAUUAAAAUAAAAAACCCCCCCAGAAAAAUAAAAAAAAGAGGUUGCAACUGAACCCUAAGAAUAUGGGCGAAGGACAGGAUUGAAUUUUUGGGAGUCGUCUGAGAUGAAUCUCUCUCUGACAUCAUCCACUUCGUCAUCAGCUUCUUCAUCAUCGUCUUCUUCGUCGACAGGUUCGUGGCUAUCCGGCAUUGUUCUGGGCCGGUCCGACAGGUCCGCCAGUGCCAAGAUGACUAGCAAGUCCGUUUCCGUUGGCGGUGCCGGUGGUGACUUUUCUGGCCCGGUUGUACGGAAGAAUCAGUUCCGAGGAUCGCUGUUCAAAUAUGGGCCCAAGCCCAUUCAGGUUGCGUUUAAAACAGGUGAUUAUAAACAGCAAGUAAUUUUUAUUGGUGGAUUGACUGAUGGUUUUCUGGCAACAGAAUACUUGGAGCCUCUUGCAAUUGCCCUGGAUCAAGCGAAAUGGUCACUUGUUCAACUACUCAUGUCCUCUUCGUAUACUGGAUUUGGAACCUCCAGCUUGCGACAGGAUGCAAUGGAAAUCGAUCAGUUGAUCAGUCAUUUUAUUAACAAAGAAGAUUCAGAGGGUGUAGUACUACUUGGUCAUAGUACAGGCUGUCAGGAUAUUGUGCAUUAUAUGCGCACAAAUGCUGCUUGCUCCAGAGCAGUCCGUGCUGCCAUUUUGCAGGCCCCAGUCAGUGAUCGUGAAUAUAGAGCAACUCUACCUGAAACACCUGCCAUGAUUGACUUGGCUUCUUCUAUGAUAAGUGAGGGUCGUGGGUCCGAAUUAAUGCCCAGGGAAGCAGAUCCAACUGCUCCAAUAACUGCCUAUAGGUAUCACUCACUCUGUGCAUACAUGGGGGAUGAUGACAUGUUCAGUUCUGACCUCAGUGAUGACCAAUUGAAAAUGAGACUUGGGCACAUGUCUAACACACCUUGCCAGGUUAUUUUUUCCAUGGGUGAUGAGUAUGUGCCAGAUUAUGUUGACAAAAAGGCAUUGGUUGAAAGACUAUGCAGAGCAAUGGGUGGAGCAGAGAAAGUUGAAAUCGAACACGGAAAUCAUUCUCUCUCUAACAGAGUCGAUGAAGCUGUCAAUGCCAUUAUUGAUUUCGUCAAAAGAGAGGGACCCAAAGGUUGGGAUGAUCCGUGGAGUUAGCAUCAUGCCUUAAUGUACCCUCUUUUUUUUUUUUUAGUUUUCCCCAUUGUCUCUUCCUUUUUUGUGUUAUUCUUAUUCUUUUUCUUUUUACUUUCUUUAGAAAUUUCUUGCUCUAUACAUUAGCAGUAGAGUAAAGUUCAAUCUUAUAUUAAUGCCAUUCGUGAGCUUGUAUCAAGAGAGAGAACUUAGCUUUCCUUUACAACUUAUUAUAGGAAAAGUUUUGCUUGUUUCCCAUGAAUUUGUGGCUUUCACAGGUAUGGAGUCUCUUUGUUGAUUGGUUUGUUGUCUGUACUACAUACUUGUGAAAUGGACUUCUAACUGUAAAUUAUUCCUAGUCAUGUAUGAACAUUUAUUAUUUUUAACAAAA